UUAUUAGGUGUGAAAUUAUUAAAUGCGUUGUUAAAAUGUCAACUAUAAUAAAGUACGAGCUAAAGGAAUUACGGAAACUAUCAAAUGAUAAGAACUCCUGUGUUGUGGAGAAAAAAGUAACUCAAAACUUAGCACUACAGCCCUGGUGCCUCGGUAACCUCAAGGAAGCCUUGAAAAACCUUUUGGAUUACAAAAUUGGAAAGUUUGAUAAAGAAUUCAAUGGUAUCCUGUUAAGUUACAAAAACUUGCGCGUUUUGCAAAACGUUGGGACAAUAAGAAAUGAUAAUGCCGAAGUACAUUUCCAAGUACAAGCAGAUUAUUUCGUAUUCCGACCGUACAUUGGCGCCAAGUUAAAAGGAAUUGUUAACAAAAAAAGCAACACCCAUUUAGGAAUUCUUGUUCAUAAAGUAUUCAAUGUUGUUAUUCCGAGACCAACAGAGGAGCCUGGCAAUAAGUGGAUUGGCUCAGUGGUUAAGGAAGGCCAAGAAGUGGUUUUCAGAAUAGUUGUACUCGAUUUAUAUGGGGCAUUGCCCUACAUCAGAGGAGAAUUAGAUGAAAGUUGCAUAAAGCAAGGUCCGGAUGGCGAUGAUGAAGUACACUCUAAGUCUCCAUCAAUGAGUGUAACUUACGUUAACUUUGACAAAACUAAACCAAUUAAUAUCCACAAGCAAAUAGGAGAUGGACUACCACAUACAUCGACAAAGACACAGAACAAUUCCAGUAAACAUAACUUAAAAACCUAUACACCACUGUCCAUAGCAUUAAAUGGAAGAAUGAACUCUACAAACAAAGAAAGUGAUAUAAGCUUUGUUGAAAAAUCCAAAAACAGACGGCAGAACAAAAUUUUAGAUAAUGAGGCUAAGCAACCUGAUAUGAGACCUUCAAAAAAACACAAAAAAGAUAUAUGAUAUGUACAAAUGUUCUAAACUUUUA
Hyposmocoma kahamanoa is the source of this 933-nucleotide messenger RNA. RefSeq names its product DNA-directed RNA polymerase I subunit RPA43 (gene Polr1F). Gene Ontology annotation, cellular component: RNA polymerase I complex. The transcript has 4 exons. Gene Ontology annotation, biological process: DNA-templated transcription initiation. The coding region runs from base 36 to 908 and encodes 290 amino acids. Lineage: Eukaryota; Metazoa; Arthropoda; Insecta; Lepidoptera; Cosmopterigidae. The record is from RefSeq and is a predicted model, not a curated record.